Lolium perenne is the source of this 948-nucleotide messenger RNA. RefSeq names its product putative germin-like protein 2-2. The record is from RefSeq and is a predicted model, not a curated record. Lineage: Eukaryota; Viridiplantae; Streptophyta; Magnoliopsida; Poales; Poaceae. Gene Ontology annotation, molecular function: manganese ion binding.
UCAAAGCGUGGCACUGAGCACACGUUUAAGCCUAGCUAGCACGUUGUUCCACAUUCCUGCUAAUUUCGACACUGCCUAGUGAGGAGAAACGAAGAAAUACAUAUGGCCGCCAUGCGUGUGUUGCUCCUUGCAGCAGCUCUCCUGGCCUUGGCUUGCUCUCAUGGUGCCACUGCCUCUGAUCCGAGCCUUCUCCAAGACUUCUGUGUUGCAGACAAGAUGUCUCAAGUUCGCGUCAAUGGCUUGGCCUGCAAAGAUGCAAAGGAAGUUGUCGCCGAGGACUUCUACUUUUCUGGCCUUCAUGUUGCCGGCAACACGGCCAACAAGCAAGGCGCUGUGGUCACCCCGGUCAACGUUGCGCAGAUUGGUGGGCUAAAUACCCUCGGCAUCUCCCUCGUUCGCAUCGACUACGCACCUAGUGGCCUCAACCCUCCUCACACUCAUCCGCGCUCCACCGAGAUCUUAACUGUGUUAGAGGGCUGUCUAGAGGUGGGCUUCGUGACCUCGAACCCCGAGAACAAGCUCUUCACUAAAGUUCUCAACAAGGGAGAUGUGUUUGUAUUCCCUAAGGGCCUUGUUCAUUACCAAUUCAACAAAGGCGCAGCCAACGCGGUAGCUAUUGCAGCCUUGAGCAGCCAGAACCCUGGAGUGAUCACGGUAGCCAAUGCAGUGUUUGGAGCAGAGCCUUCCAUCUCGGGUGAUAUUAUCGCCAAGGCCUUUCAGGUGGAGAAGAAUACAGUAGAAUCGAUCCAGGCUCACUUCUAAGUGAGUGACUUACCUGUGUUUGUUUGUCAAGUUGAUUCCUAUUUUGUCUUAGUUUCGCAUGCAGUGCAUUUUUAUAAUGUUGUAAGUUGAGAACCUUGUGUUCUCAUGUGUAUGUUUGUGCGUGCGGAUGUGUGUGUGCGUCGAAAUGUUGAUUGUUUUGUGAGACCUUGUUGCUCUUAGAUGAUG